This is a messenger RNA of Lottia gigantea (owl limpet), 507 nucleotides long. RefSeq lists its product as hypothetical. NCBI's taxonomy places the organism in Eukaryota, Metazoa, Mollusca, Gastropoda, Lottiidae. The record is from RefSeq and is a predicted model, not a curated record. The transcript has a single exon. The coding region runs from base 1 to 507 and encodes 168 amino acids.
AUGGCGAUCAAAGUUGUUCGCGCUUGCAUAAUACCUGGAUCAGUUGUUGUGGAUGUUGUUGAUGUUGUUGUGGGUGUGGUCGUGGUUGUUGUUGUAGGUGUGGUCGUGGGUGUUGUUGUUGGUGUUGUUGUAGGUGUGGUCGUGGGUGUUGUUGUGGGUGUUGUCGUGGGUGUUGUUGAGGGUGUUGUCGUUGGUGUUGUUGUUGUUGGUGUUGUCGUUGGUGUUGUCGUUGGUGUUGUUGUUGUUGGUGUUGUCGUUGGUGUUGUUGUGGGUGUUGUUGUUGGUGUGGUUGUGGGUGUUGUCGUGGGUGUUGUUGUUGGUGAUGUUGUGGGUGUUGUCGUGGGUGUUGUUGUUGGUUUGGUUGUUGCUGUUGUUGUGGGUGGUAAAGUGGUUGGUUUUACAACACAAUAUAUCUUGACUCUCCAUCUACCACGUUUACACAGUGUUUUCACUUUCAUCUCAAACCCAUCAGAACACACGAAGGUUCCCCUGCAUCUUCUACUAUAG